Messenger RNA from Micropterus dolomieu (smallmouth bass), 792 nucleotides. RefSeq names its product transmembrane protein 74. The coding region runs from base 1 to 792 and encodes 263 amino acids. The transcript has a single exon. The record is from RefSeq and is a predicted model, not a curated record. NCBI's taxonomy places the organism in Eukaryota, Metazoa, Chordata, Actinopteri, Centrarchiformes, Centrarchidae.
AUGGCAGAUCUCGAGUUGUUUUACUUUGAUCAGCCUGAUCCGAGAGACACCUCCGUGGUUUUAAAUGAGCAAAGCAUCAACGAGAGCAGCUGCAGCGGCGGAAAGUCACUUCAUCCCGGCGGAGGAGCGGGUUCAGCACCAUGGACAGAGACCCGGAGAGCUGCGUGGAUGGGGUUGGAAACAGAAACAUCUUUCACCUGCAAGCACAAAGAUGAAGAAAAUUCUGAUGAUGAUGUCCAGUUGAUAGGAAGUCCACAAACCUGCAGACUGAGCCAGAGCUCCUCAAGUGAACUGUACGAGGAGGAAGAGGAGGUGGUGGAGGAGGAGGAGGACAUCCCGGAACUUUACCUGCUGUCCGACGACGACCUCUCCUCUGAGAGCUCGGAAAAGUCUGUGGAUUACGGCUUUAUCAUCGCCGUGACGUGCCUGGUGACUGGCAUCUCUUUGGUUGCCAUUUCCUAUACGGUCCCCAGGGACGUCCGCGUGGACCCAGACAGCGUGCCCGCCCGGGAGAUGGAGCGGCUGGAGAGGGAGAAAGCCAGGGUGGGGGCCCAUCUGGACCGGUGUGUCAUAGCGGGACUGUGCCUGCUCACCCUCGGGGGCGUGCUGCUCUCCACGCUGCUCAUGAUCUCUAUGUGGAAAGGGGAGAUGAUGAGGAGGAAAGCCUUUGCCUAUUCCAAACAUGCAGCAAAGUUGUAUGGCUCGAUCAAUUUGAGGGCAGGCUCCAGCCCGACUCGGGAUUCCUGCUCACAUCUGUCAGUGGGUGAUGAGGAUUUAGAAGUGCUGAGCUGA